Molecule: messenger RNA, 1938 nt
Organism: Symbiodinium pilosum
Lineage: Eukaryota; Dinophyceae; Suessiales; Symbiodiniaceae
Source: the annotation of a GenBank genome assembly
AUGGAGAGGAAGGCAGUGGAAAUCCUCAAGGAUGGACUUGAGGCAGAGGGUGGUGCUGCCCUGAUGACAUCCUUGUCAGUGAAAGUCAAGUGGGGCCAACACGAUCUUCAAGGCCUGGGCAACAUCAGAAAGUUCUUGGCGAAAUACCCAGACCUAUUCAGUCUGGAAGGGUCUACGGUUACAUUAACCCAAAGCCCGUUGCCCAAAGACGAAGCUCCGAAAACGACAAGCAAGUCUGCACCCAAAGCGCCUCCUGCUUCUCUGGGGCGAAGGAAGCUCGCAGAGGAGUCCCCAGGAUCGGGAGCACAGGGAAGCAAGGCUCCUCGAACAACGUUUGGUGCACCCACAUCUAAAGCCUGGGCAAUGGAAGCGAAGCAGGCCCCGAAUGCAGAAGCAUCGAAUGGUGCCAAGCUGGACACGCCAAAGCCGAAGGGAAUGGCUCCGAAGCCAAAGCAUGGAUCCGCUGGGUCCGCGUCUCCGGCAUCUCCUCGGGGCAGCUCCCCGGAAGCACGAAGUGAGAUGGUGGAGCCUGCGCCAUGGCACAGCCGACGACGCACUCAGGGCAUCACCUCCAAGGAGGCCACAACUUGGGAGGAGGACAGCUUGAGUGAUCAGGAGCUGAGGCAGGCUAUCAUCGCGAGCAAAACUCAAGGGAUGGAGCUAGAGUUGGCAGAGCUCUUGAAAAAACUGCAGCCGACAGAGGAGUACAAACGAGAUUGCCAACGGGCUCUUCUUCUUUUGAGGGCUGCUUGCGCUCAGGAGUUCCAGACAGGCCUUGGGAAGGGUGCCAGCCUUGAGAUCAUCGGCUCGUGUGCUCAAGGUACCGAGCUCAACGGCUCAGAUUUGGACGUGGCCUGCAGGGUAUCAGGAUUCAGUCCAGAGGAAGUUGACGCCAAAUUGCCUCGACUUUGGGCACGGCUCGGUACACUGCCGCAUUCUACACACUUGGUGGCUUUGGAUUCAACACGUUUAUUCCCUCAUGCCAAAUGUAUGCUGUCGGCUAGCCUCAAGGCUUCAGCGCAAGGUCCUGCACCGCGAUUUCAUGCACACUUGCUUCUGGUCUGGUCUACCCCUGUGAAGCAGUCGCUAGAUUCCAUGCUUUGCAGUCUGUGUGAUUGCUGCGGCAAGGCCAGAGAUUUGAUUCGGCUAGUGAAGCUAUGGGCCAUGAACCAUGGCUUGGCUGAUCACCGUGAAGGUUACAUGAACGGGGUCGCAUGGACAGCUCUUGUUCUAUGUUUUUUGCAGCGCGAAAACUACCUCCCACCUUUGCAAACGUUGUUAGAGCGUGGGAACUGGAAAGGCUCCCAGACGCCUAUCCCCAGCCUCAUGGACCUGCUUCUAAGAUUUUUUCAGUAUGUCUGUGCUUUGCAAGCCGCCACACCAAGCGGCAUUUCGCUGAUGGAGGGAAAUGAUUGUGAGGCACCUCCAGCUCAAGCUGAUGCGGCGCGUCCACCGCCGCCCUUGUACAUACAGGAUCCAGUUCAACUGACGCAAGGCUCUGAUGAGAACAUUGCAUCAAUGCUUGGGGAAACCCAGUGGGCUCGCAUCCUUGACGAAUCAAGGCGAGUUGCUGAGAGACUGGAUCCGUCCAAGCCAAAACGCUGGUUCUAUUGGGCUGAAAUAUUCGACCCUCAAGGGCUGGCAUCUGGAGGCAAUAAGCGACUUCCGAAGCUUGGCGAAGUCAAAGUCCCCUUUGGUGACGAGACGGCCUCACUCGAUAAUGCAACUCACGCGACUUCAUCCAGCACCGUAGCAGCUGCUCAGGCCGCGAGAGGGGCCAACGCAGGUCAGGUGAAUGCCCAGAACACCGAUGCUCAAAUCUCUCCAACUAGUGAGCCGCUCGAAAAGAGCGCUUUAGUCCAGGAGGUUUGGUCCGGUGGAAGCGGCUGGCCACCCGGCAAAGGACCGGCCGCGCAAUAUGUGCCGCAUGCCUAUUAG